Cuscuta europaea is the source of this 1235-nucleotide messenger RNA. The record is from the annotation of a GenBank genome assembly. NCBI's taxonomy places the organism in Eukaryota, Viridiplantae, Streptophyta, Magnoliopsida, Solanales, Convolvulaceae.
CUUUUUAUAUAAACCCUAUUCUUUUGUUGCUACCUCUACUCCUCCUCCACGCUCUCCUUCUCUGUCGCAUCUCUUCUUCCUUCUUUCGGCGCUGGAUUUCAGUCGCGUUAAAGCUCUCGAUAAGAAGUGGUGCGGGAAGGCAUAGGUAGAGAUGGGAGUUAAAGCAAAGAAGGCUCAAAUGAAGAUGGUGAAGAAGGGUUCAUUGCAAUUGGCCGCUUCUGUAACUUCCAGGGACGAGGCUCCCGAUUUUGUGCCGUUGGAAGGUGGACCAGCAAAGAAGUUUCCCAUCACAAAACCAAAAGAAACCAGAGCAACAGUUUUGUAUAUUGGAAGAAUUCCACAUGGAUUCUAUGAAAAUGAAAUGGAAGGGUUUUUUAAGCAAUUUGGGGACAUCAAGAGGCUUAGAAUUGCUAGGAAUAGGAAGACGGGAAAAUCCAAGCAUUAUGGUUUCAUAGAAUUUGAGUCACCAGAGGUUGCAAAAAUUGUGGCAGAAACAAUGCAUAAUUAUCUUUUGUUUGAGCAUGUGCUGCAAGUGCGUAUUGUUCCUCCUGAGCGUGUUCAUCCAAAAUUAUGGAAGCACGCUAACCGCAAGUACAUACGUUUGGAUUGGGUCAACAUUGAAAGAAAGAAUCACAACAAGGAACGAACUCUGGAAGAACACAAGAAAUUGGUUGAAGGAAUAAAGAAGCGGGAUCGCAAGAGGCUUAAAAAGAUUGAGGCUGCUGGUAUAGAUUAUGAAUGCCCAGAAUUUGUUGGUAACAUUGAGACGGCUCCAAAGAAGAUCAAGUUUGACACAGAUUAAGUCCUCUGGAAGAUAUUACCACAACCUGAGCUAUUCUUGAAGUCGUUGAACAUGAGUCCAGGAAGGAUGCUAUCACUUUAUUGCGCAGAGUAUAGCCAGCUUAAAUCAUGGCAUCUAGACCCGUUUCUAUGUAUCUCGUCGCGUAUUCUAAUUGCACGUUUGCUGAGGUUGUUCUUGUUUUUGUAACAGUAUAAAACUGUCACUCUUUCAAUAUUAAGGUGAACAAGGGUGUUAGAUGUACCAGUUUACCUGGCAUCCGGUUCCUCGCCGUCUCAUUCUCUUAAAAUCAUUAAUUUUAAUCUUUAAGGUUUAAGCUAAAAUGAUCAAUGUAUGAAUUAUAUGUUUACAUGUAGUUUCAGAUUACUUGCAAGUUGCAAGCCCUCAGCGAACACAUUAAAGGUGUUUGACAAAAGUAUUAAAAUAACAAUGCACA